Molecule: messenger RNA, 984 nt
Organism: Durusdinium trenchii
Lineage: Eukaryota; Dinophyceae; Suessiales; Symbiodiniaceae
Source: the annotation of a GenBank genome assembly
AUGGCAUUAGUUUCCGGAUUGACAGGACCACAACACUGCAAGAUGUCUAUGGGUUGCACUUUGAGCCAGGUGGAUGUCCCGGAAGAUGCUGCAGACCAGUUGCGGGUCGUUCUCAAGCUUCUCACAGAGCACGCGGUGAGCGACAAGAACGGUGCAACCGCAACCCACCAGGUGUUGAACGGCUACAACGUGUGUGGGAGUAUUGGCGGCCAGAAGAAAGGCCCAACCCUGUUUGCAAUCAAUGAUGAGGGUGCGGUGGAGGACUUGCACAAGUUUAUUGCACAGAUGUACCAGCAGGGAUAUCCUUUGAAUCUAGGCGAGAGGCUCACGGAAAAAUUCACCCUAUUUCAGGACAUUGUGGUCCGUGGCAACCGGACAAACACACUGAACCCGGAGGACUUGGUGGGACCGGAGAGCAAACUUCUGGAGAUCAUAGGAAGAACUAUGGUGGAGCUGUUCCCAACCGUUGAAUCUUUUGACUUGUUCGUGCUCGCGGGAUCCGGGCAAAGCGAAGUUUCUGGCGCGAUGGAAACUUCAAUCCGAUUGGUAUGGAAGGAUGUUGUGGUGGACCAGAAGCGGGCUCUUUCAAUUCUAGAUCUGUUGGUGUCGAAGAUACAGAACUCUGAUUGCCCAGAAGUGAGAUUGCUGGAGCAAAAGGCUAAGGGAUACAGUGCAGCAAAUGAGUGGAGAGCAUGCUUCCGCGACUUUGCCUACAAGUCAGAUCAACCAGUUCGAAUGGUCUUCAACGACUCCGUGAGCCAGGCUGCUCCUUUGUUCAGGCCAGAAAAGCGGCCCUUGGAUCUUUUCUGCAUCUAUGAGCUUACACACAACCAAGGCAUCCUGGAUGAGAUCAAGGUCUUUUCUCGUGGCAUGGAAGUCUCAAGUGAAGACUACCAAACCUUGUUGAAGUGCACUUCCAUCAGGCAAAUCGGUUGGGUCCUUAUUGCAUGCCUUUGCAUUCGCCUUUCCAUUGCGCCUGGCUAG